GCGGGUUCAGCGUUGACUGCGCUGCAACCACCGAGCGCAUCACCGGCAGAGUAAAAGCUCCCGCUGUGGGGCAUUCAUUCACACCCACUCGCUUUCGUCAGAGGCAACUCACCACCACAGUAAUUAACCACCCAACAGUACCGUCAUGGCCGCAAAUCACCUGCGCGCCAUGGGAUUGUUAGGCAGGCUCAUCCGGGAUGAUCGAGUGCUAUUCGGAUAUCUAGUCAUCAAUGCAGUGGGAUGGCUCUUGGGCGUGCGUGUUCUCCUUAGGAAGUGGCGAGACGAAGCCGAAGUCAAACAGCCCCAGCCCAAGACGCAGUACAUCACCCAAGAAACAGAGGACGCCCUGAAACUCGGCACGCUCGAUACGCUGCUUGGUCACUAUAACCAGUCAAUUCGCGAGACAUCGGCCAAGAUCGUUUGCGACAGAGCGGUUAAUGACCAGGAGACUGUCGACCUGCUCCUCUGGGGCAUCACACGCAAGGACUAUGAUGAACGCAUGAAGAAUCUGCGGGCGCUUGCCAUCAUCACAGACCCUCAAGAAAGCCUUGAGCGGCUCCAUAGGUGGAAGGCGUACGCUGCCUUGGUCAGGUGCCUAGAGUUGUCCCUCGACCCGGAGCAAGAAGUGCUCGACGACGAGGACACGGACGAGUACACCUUGCGUGACAUGACGGAGAAGCUGUGUCUGAUGUUCAUCAGCCAGCUGCUUGGCUCCUACGACGCCGAGAAACUCGUCAAGGCCAAAUUCGUCGAGAAAUGGCUGGCCAAGCAGAACUGGGGAUCCACGGAAGAGGACCGCCAGCGGAACUUUGCGCAGUAUAUGCGCUGCAGAGGCAACCGUAUCAACGACAUCAUCGCCUCAAUCCGAGGAUCGCAGGCUGGCCGGGAAGCUUUGGAGAGAACCGGCCUCCUGCCACCAUCGUCUCCUACGGAUAGCGAACCAGAGGAUAACGUCCCGCUGAUCGAGCGAUUCAGCGUUUUACUUCCUAACAACAUCAACAUCAGAAAUCUGCGCGAGGAUGAGCAGGCGCGGCUCUUGAUCCGAUCUCUCCAGGAAGCGCCGACGGCCGAGGAACAGCGUGUGAGGCAUCGGCACCGCGAAGCUAUGGUUCUGAACGAUGGGAGCCGCCCUUUAAAUAGUGAAGACAUCAUACAGAGGCCCGAGUCUCCUAGGUGAGCUCACCAUCGUUGGGGGACAUGACAAGUUUCGAGCAGGAGCACCUCCCUCUGCAGGCCUUGCAUUCGUUUACCCCUUUUGCUUUGCCGGUUCGCCGUUUUGUUGGGCCGAGAGGAACCAAUCACCCCGCCGAUCCCAUUAUCGCGUUGCGGGCAACUUUCUUCUUCCCGCUGCCGAUAUCAGGGUAAAGAAAGAUGAAUAUAUGAAGAGAGAU
Molecule: messenger RNA, 1391 nt
Organism: Chaetomium fimeti
Lineage: Eukaryota; Fungi; Ascomycota; Sordariomycetes; Sordariales; Chaetomiaceae
Exons: 2
Coding region: 146-1177 (343 amino acids)
Source: RefSeq, a predicted model, not a curated record